Ectocarpus siliculosus is the source of this 2744-nucleotide messenger RNA. Lineage: Eukaryota; Phaeophyceae; Ectocarpales; Ectocarpaceae. The record is from the annotation of a GenBank genome assembly.
AUGUGCAUGGCCGAUGAUCACUGCCGCAACAUGUCCAAGACCCUCAAAAUCAACAACAAGCAGACAUCAAGCGCCACGAAUCAUUUGGCUCAGACCCACGGUAUCAAGAGCGGCAAGACGAAGACUGCCGAAGCAAAGGCAGUCGAGACCUACGACGAGCUUGAAGCUGCCCGAAACAGCAAGCUGUUUCGGACCGAUCCGCAGGGCUUCAUCGUCCAGGAGUACGUCAAGGCGUACCCCAUUGAUUCGGCUGAACCUUUCAACCGGGCUGAGCGCGCAUCCGUACGCCGGUUGUACUCACUCCUGAACAAGGACUUCGACGUCACCGGUAUCAACAAUAAGGCGGUGAAGAAGGUGAUCGCGAAGAUGUAUCAUGUUACGACCCGGGAGUUCAACGCGUCCAUGCAGAAGACUCUGCGCAACGCCACUAUCCCUAUCCUCUACGUGAACUGCGACCUGUGGACGAGCCAUGUCUCCGGCCUCAAGUACAUUGGUGUCCGCGUGUUCUACCUCGACGAGAAGAUGAACGUCAAGACACAUCUCCUCGCUAUCAGGGGAUUUCGACCUCCGGGGGCGCAAACCGGCGACGUGGUGUGCAAGUGGGUGCGCCAAGUGCUAGGACAGCAUGGUAUCCGAGACGAGGACAUCGCCGGUGCGGUGACGGAUGCCGGAUCUGACGUCCGGAAAGGCGUGUCGCAGGCGUGGCCUUGGGAGUGGUGCCUGCCGCAUGCUCUCAACCGUGCUACUAUCGACGGAACGGGCAUGACGCAGGUCAAGGAAAAGUCGAAGAACCCCCUCUGUCGCGACUUGCUCGAACUGAUCAAGGGGAUAGUUGGACACUUCAACAAGUCCGCCGCCGACAAGAUCGCCCUGGAGGAAAUCAUCGACGAGAUGUCCCAAGGGAAGGGGUCAACCGCAAAGCUGUCGCAAGCCGUUGCGCAGCGCUGGAUCAGCAUCUGCAAGAUGCUACUGCGAGUCCUGGAGAGGUGGGAUGCCCUCAAGAAGAUCUACCUCGACAGCGACAAGGAGUUCCCCUUGAGGAGCAGGAAAAAGGAGGUGGAGGAGGUGUACACGAUCAUCAACGCCGUGAAGGCAGUCGUCGUCUACAGCCAGACUACCUACGAAUCAACCGCGCAGGGUGGGCUACAACGACUCGUUGUCCUCGCGACCUCCACCCUCGAGCCGAUGCGCCCGCUGACGGUGACGCCCGUUCGGGCGAUCGGGCAGAAGGAGGACGAAGUGCCUGCGGCUUCGACUGGACCUCACACAGACCUCACGAAGGUCGCGAUGGCUACUCGCGAGGCUUUUGCAGAGGCCGUUGCGAAACGGUUUGUGAAGGGGCGCUACGGCAGCGGGCUUGGGACCCACAGUCACCGUUUCGACAUGGCGAUGUUCCUCUGUCCCUCGGCGCGAGGUAUGAAGUACAUCGACACUCUCGAAGCAUCUACCGUCGGACCGAUGGGAGGGUUCAAGGAGCCGGACAAGGUCAAGCAGGUGAUCAAGAACCAAGCACGCGACCUUCUCGCCAAAGGCAUCGCCUUCAUCAGAGAACAGGAAAAGAAGACUCCCAUCGUGGUGGAACCGGAGCCGAGGGCGAAGCGGUUGAAAACCGCUGGCAGCGUCGCCGUCGAUCCGCGCCAAGCGGAAUUCGCGCAAGAGGGAGUCCUAGACUCCAGCAGCGACGAAGACGCGGAACCCGCGAGCGACCACACCAACACUCCUGAACAGGAAGCCGACGGCAUCCUCACCAAGUGGCGUGUCUUCAAGAACAUUCAUGGUCUAUUGUCCAGGGUGUGGAUAGAUCUAGGACGCCCACAUCUCACCCCCGACAGCAGCGCACCCCCAGAAACCGAACAGCAGCCUCAAGUCAUGAACACCCUGUCCAAGGCCUCCCCACUCAAGCGCAAGCAACAACAAGCCUCCGCGCCGAUCGUGAAGCCGCGCGCACUGUUGACGCUCGGCGUUGAGGGGUGGCCGUGUCCCGACGACAACAGCACCGACGGCCUCCUCAAGGUCGUCAAGAAAAAGAACGGAGGGGAUUUCUUGACUUGCGAUCAGAAUAUCUGGAAGGACGAAACUUCGUGCAAGGUGUCCCUUUCACUGCUCAAGCCCAGCCAGGACCACCCCCACGAGUGCAGUCUGUGCCUGAAGGACGUCGGCGGGACACCAUCGCUGGGAACGGACACCGGCGAAACUGAUAGCCGGGGCUAUUCCGCCGUGUAAACGCCAGGCACGCCAUCUCAGUGUCUGACCUUCGAUUUCGUGUUUAGUUCUGCCCAGGAUGACGCCUUCGCUACAGUACGCCGAAGAACAGUUCCGGCCUAGAUUGCCCUUUCGUCUAAAGCAUCACAUUGACCUCAUAGAGUAUCAUCACAUUCGAGUUGACACUGCGUUGUUUCCUUUUUAAGAGCCUGAUAGAGUAUCACAUUCGAGUUGACACUGCCAUGUGUUUACCUGUACAUGACUAGUGCCGGCGUAGAUUAAGCCUUCUAGAGUAUCACAUUGACCUUAUAGACUAGAUAAUCACAUUAUUAGAGUUGGGCCUGAUAAUCACAUUCGAGUCCGAAAAUCUCGCAUAUCGAGAUUGUACCGUCGUUGCCAACAGUAUUUGAGCCUGAUAGAGUAUCACAUUCGAGUUAUAGAGAGUUCCUGGCUAGAGUUGAGCCUGAGUAUCACAUGCGAGUCCGAUAAUCUCGCAUAUCGAGAUUGUGUGUUUGUACACGCGUAGCGCCGAAGAAUAGUUC